Molecule: messenger RNA, 1743 nt
Organism: Prorocentrum cordatum
Lineage: Eukaryota; Dinophyceae; Prorocentrales; Prorocentraceae
Source: the annotation of a GenBank genome assembly
AUGAAGGACUGCGACGACAUCGGGAUGGUCCCCUUUGUCGACAUGUUCGACGUCACCCAGUACGGCCUGAACCCGCUGGUGGACAGCCCAAACCUGGCCGAUGUCGUCGUCGGGUGCGGCCUCUACGACAGCCAGACCGCAGUCGUCCUCGGCCUGAUCGCAAGGGGCAUCCGGCCGAAGUUCACCUUCAUGACGAAUGUCAACAAUGCCAAGCUGCUGGCGAGUGUCUUGCCCUACAACACGAUCGACGUCUUCAUGCCGUGGGGCACUGGCCUGGACUUCUACGAGGGCUACCUGGAGCGGUUCGACAAGGCGCCGUCGUACCAUGGUGCGUCUCUCGCAGGGUGGCUGACCAUGCUGACGCGCACCCUGAAGCGCUCGGCGGACAGCCACACAUGCUCGGGCGGAGAGGGCGAGCUGGAUGCGCACGCGCUUCGAGCUGCGUACGAGGUGCCGGAGGUGACCUUCUACGGCACGAUCGGCCUCAACGAAUACGGCAUGAACGAGGACAUGCCCCUGAUUCAGGUGCAGACCCAGCUGGGGGACGGAGGGUCGCUCGUGCAGGUGCCGGCUAUUCCUAUCGACAAAGUUCCAGAUUCAUGGACGGCUGCGGAUGGGAUGCUCCCAAGGUGGCCGGCCCGUGCGUGGUCGGAGGUGAGGACCGACUUCAUCAAUUCCUACUGCGGCGCCGAAGGUGUGUACAUCGACUCAUUUACCAUGAUGAAGGUGGGACUGGAGCGAGCGGCCAACCACUUCGUCGACUAUGGCACUUCCAGCCCGCCAGUCGCUGGCGACAUCGCCGAGUGCAUUCAGUGCCAAGUGGGCAGGAGCCGGUCCAGCAGCUUCGCAGAGUGCUACCUGUGCGCCGCCGGCACGUUCGCAGAUUCGCCGGGGCAGGCGGAGUGCGACCUCUGCCCCGUGGGCUCGGCCGUGGAGUCCUUGGGCGCCCUGGAGUGCGGCAACUGCACGGUGGGCCGGGUGGCCGGGGAACGGGGCCGCAAGGUUUGCCAGGACUGCGAUCAGGGCCGGUUCAUGUCGCAGGAGGGCCAGUCGGAGUGCACUAACUGUCCGGCGGGCAGGUACCAGCCCGGGGUGGGCCAGAGCGAGUGCCUGCAGUGCACCGACUUCGACGGCUCCGAGAUGACCACCCAGCUCCUGGGGUCCACGAUGUCGGCGCAGUGCAUCUGCUCCGAGGGUAAGUUCAAGCAGCAGGACAACGAGUCGUGCCGGGAGUGCCCCGCGGGCAUGGUGUACAGCAGGAUUGGGCCCGCGGACUUCCCGUGCAGCUGCCCCGCGGACACCUUCCUCAGCGCCAGCGGUGACGAGUGCUUCCCGUGCCCGAGCGGCAUGGCCUGUGCGGAUGGCACGGGGGCCCCAACCUUGUUGCCGGGCAUGUGGGCGCACCUCUCGGACGAUGAGGAUCGGAGCUACAGCGUCUACCGCUGCCGCGACAAGGAGCAGUGCCCCGGGGGGCCCGUGGGCACCUGCGCGGACGGCCGCGACCCGGACUCCGUGGGCUGCGCCGCCUGCCUCGCGGGCCACGUGCCCACCUCGGGCGGCCACACGUGCAAGAUGUGCGAGAGCGCGGACUACGUGCCCUUCGUCUUCGCCAUUCUGCUGCUGCUGGUGGGCGGCUGCCUCAUGGUGUACUUCUCCACCGUUGACGUGACGAAGACGAGCGUCAACAUGGUGGGGGGCCUCGCGAUCUGCGGCCAGUUCGUGAUCGUCAUCCAGUGGCUCUAG